AUGGAGGCGCGCAGUAGCCCAAAUGAAGGUAGCGAUGGAGGCGCGGCUACAAGCCCUGAAACCAGCAGCAGUGGUGAUAAUUUAGGUGGCAAAGGACUGCCGGCUACAAGUUCUGAAAUCAACAGCAGUAGCCCAAAUGAAGGUAGCGAUGGAGUCGCGGCUACAAGCCCUGAAACCAGCAGCAGUGGUGAUAAUUUAGGUGGCAAAGGACUGCCGGCUACAAGUUCUGAAAUCAACAGCAGUAGCCCAAAUGAAGGUAGCGAUGGAGGCGCGGCUACAAGCCCUGAAACCAGCAGCAGCGGUGAUAAUUUAGGUGGCAAAGGACUGCCGGCUACAAGUUCUGGAAUCAACAGCAGUAGGCCAAAUGAAGGUAGCGAUGGAGUCGUGGCUACAAGCCCUGAAACCAGCAGCAGUGGUAAUCAUUUAGGUGGCAAAGGACUGCCGGCUACAAGUUCUGAAAUCAACAGCAGUAGCCCAAAUGAAGGUAGCGAUGGAGUCGCGGCUACAAGCCCUGCAACCAGCAGCAGUGGUGAUAAUUUAGGUGGCAAAGGACUGCCUGCUACAAGUUCUGAAUACAACAGCAGUAGCCCAAAUGAAGGUAGCGAUGGAGUCGCGGCUACAAGCCCUGAAACCAGCAGCAGUGAUGAUAAUUUAGGUGGCAAAGGACUGCCUGCUACAAGUUCUGAAAUCAACAGCAGUAGCCCAAAUGAAGGUAGCGAUGAAGUCGCGGCUACAAGCCCUGAAACCAGCAGCAGUGGUAAUAAUUUAGGAGGCAAAGGACUGCCGGCUACAAGUUCUGAAAUCAACAGUAGUAGCCCAAAUGAAGGUAGCGAUGGAGUCGCGGCUACAAGCCCUGAAACCAGCAGCAGUGGUAAUAAUUUAGGUGGCAAAGGACUGCCGGCUACAAGUUCUGAAAUCAACAGCAGUAGCCCAAAUGAAGGUAGCGAUGGAGGCGCGGCUACAAGCCCUGAAACCAGCAGCAGUGGUGAUAAUUUAGGUGGCAAAGGACUGCCGGCUACAAGUUCUGAAAUCAACAGCAGUAGCCCAAAUGAAGGUAGCGAUGGAGGCGCGGCUACAAGCCCUGAAACCAGCAGCAGCGGUGAUAAUUUAGGUGGCAAAGGACUGCCGGCUACAAGUUCUGGAAUCAACAGCAGUAGGCCAAAUGAAGGUAGCGAUGGAGUCGUGGCUACAAGCCCUGAAACCAGCAGCAGUGGUAAUCAUUUAGGUGGCAAAGGACUGCCGGCUACAAGUUCUGAAAUCAACAGCAGUAGCCCAAAUGAAGGUAGCGAUGGAGUCGCGGCUACAAGCCCUGCAACCAGCAGCAGUGGUGAUAAUUUAGGUGGCAAAGGACUGCCUGCUACAAGUUCUGAAUACAACAGCAGUAGCCCAAAUGAAGGUAGCGAUGGAGUCGCGGCUACAAGCCCUGAAACCAGCAGCAGUGAUGAUAAUUUAGGUGGCAAAGGACUGCCUGCUACAAGUUCUGAAAUCAACAGCAGUAGCCCAAAUGAAGGUAGCGAUGAAGUCGCGGCUACAAGCCCUGAAACCAGCAGCAGUGGUAAUAAUUUAGGAGGCAAAGGACUGCCGGCUACAAGUUCUGAAAUCAACAGUAGUAGCCCAAAUGAAGGUAGCGAUGGAGUCGCGGCUACAAGCCCUGAAACCAGCAGCAGUGGUAAUAAUUUAGGAGGCAAAGGACUGCCGGCUACAAGUUCUGAAAUCAACAGUAGUAGCCCAAAUGAAGGUAGCGAUGGAGUCGCGGCUACAAGCCCUGAAACCAGCAGCAGUGGUGAUAAUUUAGGUGGCAAAGGACUGCCGGCUACAAGUUCUGAAAUCAACAGUAGUAGCCCAAAUGAAGGUAGCGAUGGAGGCGCGGCUACAAGCCCUGAAACCAGCAGCAGUGGUGAUAAUUUAGGUGGCAAAGGACUGCCUGCUACAAGUUCUGAAUACAACAGCAGUAGCCCAAAUGAAGGUAGCGAUGGAGUCGCGGCUACAAGCCCUGAAACCAGCAGCAGUGGUGAUAAUUUAGGUGGCAAAGGACUGCCUGCUACAAGUUCAGAAAUCAACAGCAGUAGCCCAAAUGAAGGUAGCGAUGAAGUCGCGGCUACAAGCCCUGAAACCAGCAGUAGUGGUAAUAAUUUAGGAGGCAAAGGACUGCCUGCUACAAGUUCUGAAAUCAUCAGCAGUAGCCCAAAUGAAGGUAGCGAUGGAGUCGCGGCUACAAGCCCUGAAACUAGCAGCAGUGGUGAUAACUUAGGAGGCAAAGGACUGCCGGCUACAAGUUCUGAAAUCAACAGUAGUAGCCCAAAUGAAGGUAGCGAUGGAGUCGCGGCUACAAGCCCUGAAACCAGCAGCAGUGGUGAUAAUUUAGGUGGCAAAGGACUGCCGGCUACAAGUUCUGAAAUCAACAGUAGUAGCCCAAAUGAAGGUAGCGAUGGAGGCGCGGCUACAAGCCCUGAAACCAGCAGCAGUGGUGAUAAUUUAGGUGGCAAAGGACUGCCUGCUACAAGUUCUGAAUACAACAGCAGUAGCCCAAAUGAAGGUAGCGAUGGAGUCGCGGCUACAAGCCCUGAAACCAGCAGCAGUGGUGAUAAUUUAGGUGGCAAAGGACUGCCUGCUACAAGUUCAGAAAUCAACAGCAGUAGCCCAAAUGAAGGUAGCGAUGAAGUCGCGGCUACAAGCCCUGAAACCAGCAGUAGUGGUAAUAAUUUAGGAGGCAAAGGACUGCCUGCUACAAGUUCUGAAAUCAUCAGCAGUAGCCCAAAUGAAGGUAGCGAUGGAGUCGCGGCUACAAGCCCUGAAACUAGCAGCAGUGGUGAUAACUUAGGAGGCAAAGGACUGCCGGCUACAAGUUCUGAAAUCAACAGUAGUAGCCCAAAUGAAGGUAGCGAUGGAGUCGCGGCUACAAGCCCUGAAACCAGCAGCAGUGGUGAUAAUUUAGGUGGCAAAGGACUGCCGGCUACAAGUUCUGUAAUCAACAGCAGUAGCCCAAAUGAAGGUAGCGAUGGAGUCGCGGCUACAAGCCCUGAAACUAGCAGCAGUGGUGAUAACUUAGGAGGCAAAGGACUGCCGGCUACAAGUUCUGAAAUCAACAGUAGUAGCCCAAAUGAAGGUAGCGAUGGAGUCGCGGCUACAAGCCCUGAAACCAGCAGCAGUGGUGAUAAUUUAGGUGGCAAAGGACUGCCGGCUACAAGUUCUGAAAUCAUCAGCAGAAGCCCAAAUGAAGGUAGUGAUGGAGUCGCGGCUACAAGCCCUGAAACUAGCAGCAGUGGUGAUAACUUAGGAGGCAAAGGACUGCCGGCUACAAGUUCUGAAAUCAACAGUAGUAGCCCAAAUGAAGGUAGCGAUGGAGUCGCGGCUACAAGCCCUGAAACCAGCAGCAGUGGUGAUAAUUUAGGUGGCAAAGAACUGCCUGCUACAAGUUUUGAAAUCAACAGCAGUAGCUCAAAUGAAGGUAGCGAUGGAGUCGCGGCUACAAGCCCUGAAACCAGCAGCAGUGCAGUAGCCCAAAUGAAGGUAGCGAUGGAGUCGCGGCUACAAGCCCUGCAAUCAGCAGCAGUGAUGAUAAUUUAG
Messenger RNA from Cydia splendana, 3567 nucleotides. Its product is annotated as mucin-19-like. The transcript has 3 exons. The record is from RefSeq and is a predicted model, not a curated record. The coding region runs from base 1 to 3567 and encodes 1188 amino acids. Lineage: Eukaryota; Metazoa; Arthropoda; Insecta; Lepidoptera; Tortricidae.